CGGCACCGUCACGUCACGCGAGAAGGCAGCGAGACAAGCAAAGCGAAAACAGCAACAACACACGAACCACAUUUGUUAUAUCAUGUGCCUAAAAACAUAGGAUGGGCCUGUGUAUAUGUACCUAACAAUCGCAAGACCCAGCUAAAGGAUUGCAUGGAAUCGUAAAAGGAUAUGAGUUCCUCCAAGAAUGGGGACAUUUCACAUGGAGGUAUGCUUGGGGAAGAACAACAGCUUCUCCAGGACCUUAAGGAAGAGACGGAUGACGUUGCAAUUUAUGAGCCAGUCGAAGGACUUGGAGGGGUUUUCCCGGGGGCCACUGAGACUGGGAAACGGACAUUUGCGGAGAUGGGCUCUGAUGUAAACGAAAAGUCCACGAGCCGCAAGAUAUUCAGAGUCUCUGAGGAGAUCAAGAAGCAGUUGACAGAGGAGAGCCUCCAGCGAGCCCUCCCAUGCCUGACCUCUGGGGACAAGAUGGACUGUGGCCGGGACAACCCCAGAAGCAGAACCUCGUACAGGAGGCCCCUGUUCGGUAUCUCCCACAGGAUCAACGAGAAGCGCAUCGCGCCGAGCUCGGAGACGUCGGCCGUUCAGGGCGGAGGACAGCAGCACGACUGCGAGAGCCCCUUCACCUCGGAGUUCCACAGUCCAGAGGAAAACUGCAAGUUCGAAGCCUUCCCCGGUGCCGCGAGGGUGCCCGGCGAAGGCUUGCCGACAGACGCCGGCCUCUAUCCGCUGAUCGAGAAGAUGUUUUUCAUCCUCAACACGCUGAAUUCGAGCAUGACCCAGCUGCACAGCAAGGUGGACCUGCUGUCCCUGGAGGUCAUACGAAUUAAGAAGCAGAUCAAGCCGGGCGAGAUGGUGACCGAGUUCCAGCCUCCCCCACAAUAUCUGCUGACCAGCGAGGAGCUUCAUCAGCUGAUGGAGCAGACCUCGGGCGCCGGGGAGCUGGGCUGUCGGCUGCUGGUGCAUCUGUUCCCGGAGCUCUUUAAGGCCAGCGAGUGCACCAAUGGCUGCAUCGCAAGCAAGAGAACAUUGGACUCGCUGCAUCUGCAGCUCAUACGCAAUUACGUAGAGGUGUGCUUCCCGUUAGUCAAGAACAACAACGUUUGGCAGGAGGAAUGCCUGAUGCAGAUCAAUGACUUGUUUAAUCAUUUUUGUGCACAGAAAGAUAUGGAGAGUGCCCGCAUGCAAAGAAAGCAGACAAUCAUAGAUACGGGAAUCAAGGCAGAGCAUGCCGAGACCUGCCACUUUAUUAAUGAGGUGGGGGAGGAGGAGCACCUCUCGAUGGAGGAUCAGAAUAACCUGGCUAACUCGGACUUGGCCUCUGACAUACAACUCACGGAUGACUUGGAUGAGUUCUCCUCCCCUGAGGACUUUGUUAUCUUCCUCGUUCAUCGCCUUUUCCCUGAGAUUUUCGAGGAAGGUAAAUUCCCAGAGGGCGCCAGUGGUUUUCACGGUGUCGGACAGCUUCUGCUGGAGUCUGACAGGUUGGAAAUUAUAAGGAAGUACAUGGAAUCAAAUUUCCCUGACGUGCCUGAGGACACCUGGCUCCAGGUGUGCGUUCAGCAUAUGGAGGAUGCAAUAGAGAGUGUCCACAGCAAUAUUAACGAGGGGGAACACGACAACAUCAGUAAUAACAGCUACGACUUGGCCGGUAUUCCGGAGGAUGUCUCCUUGAUAAGGAUCCCAAAUAUGUUUGAUCAUGAAAGGCCGAACCGUAGGUCCAAAAAGUCUCUGCUUGUCCCUGUGGAUUUUGACGACAUGGAAAUCCCUCUGCCAGACUUCAGCGUUCCCAAAGAAUAUCUCCUUUCCAAGGAAACACUUAAGAGCAAUUACGACUGUAGCCUGUCCAUCGGGAACUUUGCGUCUCGGGUUCUGGUGCUGAUGUUCCCCGAGCUCUUUACCCAGGAGAACGCACGGAAGCAUUACAACUGCAGUGGCUCCCUGGGCAAGAAGCAGCUGGACCCCGUUCGCGUCAACCUGAUCCGGCACUACGUCCAACUGCUGUACCCUCAGGCCAGGAACGACCGGGUGUGGAUGUUUGAGUUUGUGGGCAAGUUGGACGAGCGGUGCAGGAGACGCGACACGGAGCAGCGACGGUCCUACCAGCAACAGCGGAAGGUCUACGUUCACGAGCGGGAGCCCGAGGCCAGCGACGCGGACUGUCAGCUGAACCAGUUCAACGGCGACGCUCUUAGGGAGGACACAGACUGCACACAGACCCCCGCCGCGCCGCCCGAGAAGAGCAGCAAAGACUUUUGUAAGAUACCGCUGGACGAACUCUCGGUAACCGUACCCGACUUCCCCGUGCCUUCGGCCUACCUGCUCUCGGACACUGAGGUGCGUGAAGUCGUGCAGCAGAGUCUCUCCGUGGGGAACUUUGCCGCCCGCCUCUUAGUGCGUCUCUUCCCCGAACUCUUCACGCAGGAGAACCUGCGGCUUCAGUAUAACCACUCGGGGGCGUGCAACAAGAAGCAGCUGGACCCCGUGCGCCUCCGGCUGAUCCGCCACUACGUGGAGGCGGUGUACCCUGUGGAAAAGAUGGAGGAGGUGUGGCACUAUGAAUGCGUGCCCAGCAUCGAUGAACGAUGCCGGCGCCCCAAUCGGAAGAAGUGUGACAUUCUGAAGAAGGCCAAAAGAUCGAGCACUGUGUUUUAGCCACAAUAGUUUGCUGGUAUGGCAACAGCUGUCUUUGUCAUGAAAAUUAUUGCACACAAUAUAAGCUCAAUCUAUUGCAUUGUCAAACUUUUACAGCAGUCCGAUGUAGGUUUUCAAUCAGCACUAACAUUGGUCUCGUUUUAUUUUUGACCAUAACCGUAGAAAUUAUUGUUCAAGUACUCGAAUGCCGAGUGAUAACAAAUGUAUAUUUAUGAGCCAAACUGCCAUAGCUUAUGUACACAUUAACUGAUGCAGCUUAAAAAUAAUGUUAGCUAAUGGAAUAGUUAAGUUGAUAUAUGAAUAGAAAUGAAUCACGUGAUUUGUUUCUAUUUCAGUCUAUUGAACCACUGUUUAAGUAAGAAUUUGCUUAUGUUAAACCUUCUUAUAGAAGUUUAUAUAUAAAAACAAUUAACAAUGACAAUGGGUCAUGUUAACCUUUUUUCUAAAAAAAUCACAUUCAUAAAAUCUAGUUUAAGAAUUAAGGGAUGAACGACUCAACUUUUUUUGUCACAUCCAUCCAUCAUGGAUGUCAGUCAUCAGUCAUCAAGGAUCAGAAUUAAAAGUAAAUUUGAUUGAAAUUCCUAAUUGAUUGAUUAAAACCAAAUUUACAUUUCAAAUAUAUUCCAUCAAGCAAAUAAAUUCUAGAUUCUUAAAAUUACUUUUUGAUUUAUUCAAAAGAAAUAAAGGAAAUUACAAAAAUACUAAACAUAAAUUGAAUGUCAAAUCAUGUUUUAAAUAUGUGUCACCAACCCAAAAAAAAACAAGUCCAGAGUUUCAACAUGCACUUUAUAACUGCUUUCACUUUUGCUUGGAUUGAAUGCUUUGAGGCCAUUUAUCAGUAAAGUCAUUCUUGGGAAAAUCAUGGCUUGAAGGCUUCAUCCUUGGAAAGCUCUAAACUCUUCCAGCGUCUCAGGGCCACUUUGUACUUCUCUCCAUCGUUGGAUUCACCCAAUUCCUUCUUAAGGAUUACUCUCAUCAGAGUAACAGUGUUUCCUUCACCGCUUUCAGACACUACCAUGUCCAGAGUGUCUCCAACUUUCACCUAUACAAGGAACCAAAAAAAAAAAACCUAAUGUACCAUGAAAUGUGUGCAUCAAUGUGGUAUUCAUUUGCGUUCAUGUUAUUAUCAGAAAACUCACCGAUUUACUUUUCUUGAUGAGCUUCUGCCCAUUCAGUCGAAGCUUGUUGUUGUAGAAAGCAUCUUCAAUUUUACUAAUCCGGAGACAGAGCAAAACAAAGAAGGUCAGGGAGAGUUGAGACUAAUCAAAAUGCAUUACCUUCACAGCUAGUCUAUACUCACUCACUUGCGAGCCAUAUCCAAUCCAGACUUCAGGAUAACAUCGUAGCGAUAAGACUGUACAAACUUUUCUAAAUCCUUAUAGUCCUUAGGCAGGUUUGGGUCUUCUUCAAUCUCAUCCUCAGAGUCAGUGUCCUCCGUGUCCCGCUCCUCCUCCUCCUCCUCCAGAACCUUUGCUAAGCCUUUCUUUUUGUUGCUUUUGAACCUCAACUGGUGCAAUGACCAGUUUCGCACGGAGUCUCUGCCACGGACAACUGGCCUGUGAGAGCCUAACGUGAAACAAACGGACGAUCCCCAAAGCUGGCGUGUGUACAUGAUCCUUGGGCACCAGGUUGUCUGUUUGAAUCCGUAUCCGGGUGUGAGAAGUUGCCGCGGGUUGAGUCUUCCCAACUGCCGCAGAGCAAGCGCCUCUACCAGCAAACCCUGCAUGUUGAAGACCUGUGACACAAUAACAGGAUAUGGUGAGCAUUUUCUUUGACCAGAAACCCAAUACACAAUGUACUGAACAAUAUAUGUGACAAGAAACACAAUAACAACAUAGUGGCCCAUACUGUUCACCAGAAACAAAGUAAUAACAUCGUGGCCAAUAUCUUUGACCAGAAACACAAUAACAACAUCGUGGCCAAUAUCUUUGACCAGAAACACAAUAACAACAUAGUGGCCAAUAUCUUUGACCAGAAAAACAACACAAUGUAGAGAAGAGACCAUUGUUUUGCGAUUUAGUACUAGGUAGCUCACUCAUAACCAGGGUUUUGACAACAGCACUGACUAUUUAUUUCAUCUGACAUUAAUUGUCUAACUAUCGAAAUAAGCGUUCAUAAAAGAUGUGUCAAACUAGUGAUGCAGAUUAUUCAUAUUAAAGUACAUCCUGGCUGAGUCUUUAUCGCAUUUGGCUAUUCCUGUCGUCCAAGAGCUUGCAUAAAACAAGCAUUGCAAGACUACAAGGUCAGCAUAUUACCCAGCCAUCCUAUAGAAUAUGAACGUAAGUCAAUUGUUGACAAUUGUCUACUUACUCUGUCAGUAACCUUUAGCGUGUUGAGUUCUUCGUCCACAAUAUUUAUAAGUUAUAAAGGCAGACCGAUGUGUAGGUGGCGCCACCUAUGGCACAGGGGUGGCGUCGUGUUCAAAUCACAUCGGCGUUAAUCGGUUGUAAACCGUCCUCUUGUUGUGAUCAGGUUGUGAUAGCAGGCUACUUCAUGUAGCCUACACACUUUGCGUGCGAUGUCCAAUGGAGUACGAACAAUAAAAUGUUUUGUAGUGGACAAACAUUAAAAUCGGAUACAAGGUAAUGAUAUGUGCUCAAAUAACAUAACACAAUAACAUACGAGUACAAUAUUUUCUCUGUUUAUGUAUGGAUUGAUAUAUUGCAGUGCACAGGCAAGGGAGUGAAUUCCUU
Molecule: messenger RNA, 5351 nt
Organism: Gadus chalcogrammus (walleye pollock)
Lineage: Eukaryota; Metazoa; Chordata; Actinopteri; Gadiformes; Gadidae
Product: BEN domain-containing protein 3-like
Exons: 4
Coding region: 172-2658 (828 amino acids)
Biological process (GO): rDNA heterochromatin formation
Cellular component (GO): heterochromatin
Molecular function (GO): DNA binding
Source: RefSeq, a predicted model, not a curated record